Astyanax mexicanus (Mexican tetra) is the source of this 1541-nucleotide messenger RNA. It is a transcript of the gene polr1c, whose product is annotated as RNA polymerase I and III subunit C. The record is from RefSeq and is a predicted model, not a curated record. Bases 57 to 1103 code for a protein of 348 amino acids. The transcript is spliced from 9 exons. NCBI's taxonomy places the organism in Eukaryota, Metazoa, Chordata, Actinopteri, Characiformes, Acestrorhamphidae. Gene Ontology annotation, biological process: DNA-templated transcription. Gene Ontology annotation, molecular function: DNA binding; protein dimerization activity. Gene Ontology annotation, cellular component: RNA polymerase III complex; RNA polymerase I complex.
CUUAGUAAACCAGCUUUGGUUGGACCAGAAGUAGAGAAGAGGCAAGCGGAGCAGGAAUGAUGGCGGCGCCUAUGAGAAACGUGGAUGAGAUCCGUGACAGAGUGAUUUUGGGUGAAUUUGGUGUUAGAAAUGUCCAUUCCACAGAUUUCCCGGGAAAUUACCCUGGUUAUGAUGACACAUGGGACCUGAGGAAAUUCAAAAAGAACUUCAGGCUUAACAUUGCUCAUAUGGAUGAAAACACUCUGGAGUUUGAUAUGGUGGGAAUAGAUGCUGCCAUUGCCAAUGCUUUUCGUCGGAUUCUACUUGCUGAGGUUCCAACUAUGGCAAUUGAGAAGGUUUUCAUUUACAACAAUACAUCGAUCAUUCAGGAUGAGAUUUUAGCCCAUAGGCUUGGUUUGGUACCCAUCAAAGCUGAUCCUCGUCUUUUUGAGUACAGAAAUGCUGGUGAUGAAGAAGGCACAGAAAUUGAUACAAUUCAGCUUCAGUUAAAGAUUAAAUGCACAAGGAAUCCCAGAGCUGCAAAAGACUCGUCAGAUCCCAAAGAACUUUACCUCAAUCACAUGGUGUAUUCAAAGGACAUAACGUGGGUACCUAUUGGAAACCAAGCUGAUGUGUUUGGUGAUUCUAAGAUUGGUCCGGUACAUGAUGACAUCCUUUUGGCACAACUUCGGCCAGGACAAGAGCUUGACAUAGUUAUGCACUGUGUUAAAGGAAUAGGCAAAGAUCAUGCCAAGUUCUCCCCAGUGGCCACAGCUAGCUACAGGUUGCUUCCUGAGAUCACGCUACUGCAGACGGUUGAAGGAGAAAAGGCUGAGAGACUAAAGCGCUGCUUCUCAGCUGGAGUCAUAGAAGUGGAGAACAUAAAUGGAGAACAGGUGGCUAAAGUGGUCAACAGUCGGCUAGACACAUGCAGCAGAGAAGUGCUCAGACAUGACGAUCUAAAGAAUUUGGUAAAAAUAGGACGAGUGCGGGAUCACUUCAUUUUCUCAGUGGAGUCUACUGGAAUUCUACCACCUGAAGUUCUGGUCAGUGAGGCCAUUAAUGUACUUAUUGCCAAGUGCCAGAAAUUUCUCACUGAGCUAGAGUCUUCUGAAAUGGAAUAGACAAAGGAAAGAAGAUUAUAUAUACAGACACACACGUCACAGCUGUAUAUAAUAGUGACUUUAUUGGGGGAAGGUCGUGGCCAAAGUGGCACACUUCUGGGAGUUUUGUUGUCCUUAAAAUGAAAGAUUUAUAGAUCUGUGAUCAAGGUCAUUCAGAAAAUGUAAUUCUCAGUUAUUUAGCCAGAUAUUGUAAGUCCAGGGUUUAACACUUUUCUAUAUGGAUGGCUUUGGUGUUCCUUAGGCUUUAGGCUUACGAUAUCUAGUAACCUGAGAAAUCUUGCUUUCUUUAAAUGCCCAUAGACUUGACUACAACUGACCCAUGUAAAAAGUAAAUAACAUCGACUAUAAUAAAUCUCAAGAAUAUUGUGUGUUCUAAAAUGUAACAUUAAUUGUACAUCUUUUUUUGUAUUAAACAUGCUGUUGACUAUCAGUCAUGAA